Staurois parvus is the source of this 324-nucleotide messenger RNA. Lineage: Eukaryota; Metazoa; Chordata; Amphibia; Anura; Ranidae. The record is from the annotation of a GenBank genome assembly.
GCCCAUGCUGAAAAAGAAGAAGCCUACUGGGACUGUGUACUCUUGAGUGAUGAUACCAAGAUAAAUGUUUUUGGAACUGAUGGCUUCAAAACUGUGUGGCAUCGCAAAGGUGAGGAAUACAAAGAAAAAUGCAUGGUGCCUACAGUGAAACAUUAUGCUGGCAGUGUCCUUCUGUGGGUCCUGCAUGAGUACUGCUGGUGUCGGGAGCUGCAUUUCAUUGAUGGUAUCAUGAAUUCACAGAUGUACUGCUCUAUUUUGAAAGAGAAGUUUUCCAACAUGACAAUGAUUCAAAACACACGUCUAAGGCCACUGUUGCAUUUCUAA